Molecule: messenger RNA, 3994 nt
Organism: Leguminivora glycinivorella
Lineage: Eukaryota; Metazoa; Arthropoda; Insecta; Lepidoptera; Tortricidae
Gene: AP-1gamma
Product: AP-1 complex subunit gamma-1
Exons: 20
Coding region: 445-3057 (870 amino acids)
Biological process (GO): intracellular protein transport; receptor-mediated endocytosis; Golgi to vacuole transport
Cellular component (GO): membrane coat; Golgi apparatus; AP-1 adaptor complex
Molecular function (GO): clathrin-cargo adaptor activity
Source: RefSeq, a predicted model, not a curated record
UUUGUACAACGCACAGGGAAAUGUCAGCUGGCGAUUGCCGUAUUAUUUCUGACUUAUUUCUGAAAUUGUGAUAAAUAUUUCUACGGGAAAUACGGAAUAAAUAUUAACUUGCUAACACCAAGAACAUAACUCAUGUAGUCAUUAUGAGAUCGGUAUAUAAAAAGUGAAAUUAUGACAGAAGUGAAUCAAAGGUGGCAUGCGAUUUCUCUCUUACAUUUUUAUAGUUUGUGACGGAUAAAAUGCUAUUAUGCUUGACUUUUUACUCAUGAAUUACUCUUUAGUUUCUUUGGUUUUGAUAUAGAAGUGCUAAAGUGAUAACUCCACGGUUAAGUGUGUUUAUUAUCUAAAACCGAAACAAGUUUCAUUCAUCAAGAUUAUUUUUGCCCCAUAUUUUGUGAUCCCUGGAGAAAAGCUGAGUGGAAAGGAUUAGCAAUAUAAGUGUACAUGAUGAACGGCUCCGAAUCCGGGUUUAACCCGGCUUUUAAUAUUGCAACAAUAAAGCAAGUGGUCAAUGAGGCCAUUGAAAGAGUCGCGCCGGUUUCAGUGCGCAUGCCCACACCGACCCGGCUUCGGGACCUCAUCAGACAGAUCAGGGCUGCGCGUACGGCGGCCGAAGAACGAAGUGUCGUCAACAAGGAGUGUGCCUAUAUUAGGUCCACGUUCAGAGAAGAGGAUAGCGUUUGGAGAUGUCGCAACAUCGCGAAACUCCUCUACAUCCACAUGCUGGGUUACCCAGCGCACUUCGGCCAGCUGGAGUGCCUCAAACUCAUCGCCAGCUCGAGGUUCACGGACAAACGAGUGGGUUACCUCGGCGCCAUGCUGUUGCUGGAUGAGCGGCAAGAUGUCCAUCUCCUCAUCACCAACUGUCUCAAAAACGAUCUCAACAGCAACACCCAAUUCGUGGUCGGGCUCGCAUUAUGUACACUCGGUGCCAUCGCAUCUCCAGAAAUGGCGAGAGACUUGGCGUCGGAAGUCGAGCGGCUGAUCAAGAGUCCAAACGCGUAUAUUAAGAAGAAGGCGGCGCUGUGUGCGUUCCGCAUCAUAAGAAGAGUUCCUGAUUUGAUGGAGAUGUUCCUGCCGGCUACGAGGAGUUUGCUAACGGAGAAGAAUCAUGGUGUCCUUAUCACGGGCGUCACGCUGAUCACGGAGAUGUGCGAAAACAGUCCCGACACGCUCAACCACUUCAAAAAGAUCGUUCCGAACCUUGUACGGAUACUGAAGAAUUUGAUACUGGCCGGUUACUCGCCGGAGCAUGACGUUAGCGGCGUUUCGGAUCCCUUCCUUCAGGUUAAAAUCCUUCGCCUCCUCCGGAUACUAGGCAAGAACGACGCGGAAGCAUCAGAAGCCAUGAACGACAUUUUGGCACAGGUCGCCACUAACACAGAGACCAGCAAAAACGUGGGGAACACCAUCCUUUACGAGACUGUGCUGUCUAUCAUGGACAUCAAGUCUGAGAGCAGUCUGCGGGUCCUAGCGGUGAACAUCCUCGGCAGGUUCCUCCUGAACAACGACAAGAACAUCAGAUACGUCGCGCUGAACACGCUGUUGAGGACGGUGCAUGUCGACACGUCGGCUGUUCAGAGGCAUCGGACCACCAUCUUGGAAUGUUUGAAGGACCCCGACAUCUCCAUCCGCCGACGCGCCAUGGAGCUGUCCUUCGCGCUGGUGAACCAGCAGAACAUCCGCAGCAUGAUGAAGGAGCUGCUCGUGUUCCUCGAGCGCUCGGAGCCCGAGUUCAAGGCGCACUGCUCCAGCGCCAUGCUGCUGGCCGCCGAGAGAUACGCGCCCACCAACAAGUGGCACCUGGACACGCUGUUUAAGGUCUUCCUCAAGGCGGGCAACUACCUCCGAGACGACACCGUAUCCAGCACCAUCCAGAUCAUCUCUUCAGCGCCGACCGAACGGCAGGCUUACGCAGCAAUGAGACUCUGGAGCUCCCUAGAACGCUCCGCUAUUAGUGGGGACGCCUCUGACAAACAGCCGCUAGUUCAGGUGGCAACAUGGACGGUAGGAGAGUACGGCGAUCUGUUGGUGUCGGAAGCCAGCAAUGCUAUUUCAAUGGUGGACGACGACGGUGUAGACGACUUCGAGCGACCUCGCGAGGAGUACGUGAUCGACAUCUACCAGAAGCUGCUGUGGUCGACCCAGUUAUCCAUCACCACUAAGGAGUUCCUGCUGCUGUCGUUAGCCAAGCUGUCGACCAGGUUCACCAGCCAGCCUAGUCAGGAUAAAAUCCGAGUGAUCAUCGAUACGUUCGGGUCUCAUAUUCACAUCGAGUUGCAGCAGAGAGGAGUGGAACUAUCUCAACUAUACAGACAAUACGCGCACCUGCGGCCGGCGCUCCUCGAGCGCAUGCCGCCCAUGGACGCGCCCGCGCGCGCCGGCCACGACGCGGAGCCCGAGCCCGAGCCGCAAGCAGACACACACGCGCCCGGGAACCACCAGGAUGCCCUACUGGACCUAAUCAUCGGCUCGGAGCCACUCACGAACGGCGACGCCGAGCACCGCGCCGAUGUCGCGCCCAACAACAACAAUAACAACACCAACACUAAUGAUAUCCUGGACCUUCUGAGCGGGUUAGAGCUGACCAGUACACCAGCACCUGCGCCGACGCCCGCACUCAAUAACAACUCCAACAAUGCGGCCAAUAACGCCAGUUUACUGCUCGACGGGCUAUUCGCCGCGCCACAGCCUGUCGUCUCACAGCCUAUGCUAACAGUCCCCGCCCUGGACAAGGCCGGGCUCGUGGUCGUGCUGGAGGUGGAGCGCGGCGCGCCGCACUGCGUCACGCUCACCAUGCGCGCGCGCAGCUCCCGCCAGGAGCCGCUCACUGACUUCCUGUUCCAGGCCGCCGUGCCCAGGACGUUACAGCUUGACAUGAUGUCGCCAUCGGGAACAGUGCUGCCCCCGCAAGGAGAAAUUACCCAAGUCCUCAAAAUCAACAAUCCGUCUCGGACGCCGCUCCGGCUCAGGAUACGCGUGUCGUACGUGAGCUCCGGCGGGCCCGUGCUGGAGCAGGCGGAGGUGAACGCGUUCCCGGCCGAGCUGUUCAACUGACGCGCGCGCAGCCCGCCCGGCGCCGGCCUGUAGCCCCGCUACCACCGCCGCCGGCUCCGGGACACGCGGGACGACCGACCGCCUCACCUUACUCUGCCCGUAUUCCGACAUGGACUUCGCCAUUCAUUCUAUGGUGUACCUGGCUCCCAUUUCACGAAGCUCCGAGUUACAAUUUACGAGUGGUCGUCGCUAUCUAAUAAUAUGACAAGUCGGAGAGAGACUUCCGCUUGUAACUUUCAGUUUUGAGAAAUGGGCCCCCGAUCUUAGAAGAUCAGACUAUCGCGAACGCGACGACUCGAUCUGUACACGCGUGCCUCGCUUGACGCGUGUGAAGUUUGCUAUGCCUAUAGCCGGCACGAUUUUAUAGAUUGAUUUGUUUCGUACGGCGAUUGAGGGCCGCUCGCGCGAAGCGACACGGUCGCACCGAACCGUUUGUCACCGUUAAAGCGUACACAAAAUUUUAUUUUUGAGAAGUUUCAUAUACCUCUGCUGUGCGACAUUAAUCUGUCUGACAAGUGAGGGCCGGUCGCGUCGAGAUUGCCGUUUACUACGCGAUGACAUUUCCUCGCGACGAAAGAUAACUUUCUGCGAACGCUUGAAUUCACCGUGACAGACGGUCUGAUACGACGGACCCUUAAUCGUGAAAUAGCUCGUUUUGUGUGAACUCAAUUUCAAUACAGAUGAAUCAGGAUUCAGGAAUAAAUGGAAGCGAUAUGAUACUGUGAAUGCCAUUAUUUGUAACGCAAUAACACGACUCGAUAUGAGAUGGCGAUGAUAAAAUCGAGGAGUGGGGAGGGGAUCGAAUGUAAACUAGGCUCAAAUAAUAAGGGCAAACGACUUUACGCGAACACAAAAAUAUGACAAUGAAAUUAUAUAAUGAUCGUUACAAAUUCCAAAUUUAGUAUUUAUUGUCUAUCUUGUUUAAAGUCCCCUAAAA